This is a messenger RNA of Myripristis murdjan (pinecone soldierfish), 3494 nucleotides long. RefSeq names its product semaphorin-3F-like. The transcript is spliced from 18 exons. The record is from RefSeq and is a predicted model, not a curated record. Gene Ontology annotation, biological process: neural crest cell migration; semaphorin-plexin signaling pathway; positive regulation of cell migration. Gene Ontology annotation, cellular component: plasma membrane. The coding region runs from base 465 to 2720 and encodes 751 amino acids. Gene Ontology annotation, molecular function: semaphorin receptor binding; chemorepellent activity. NCBI's taxonomy places the organism in Eukaryota, Metazoa, Chordata, Actinopteri, Holocentriformes, Holocentridae.
GCGGGGCAGACAGUCUCCCAACACCUGCACCUGGUCACUUGAUUCACUCUAGAACAGCAUCAACCCCCCAGCAAAGGAUACACGGAUCAGCAUCUUGAUCACAUCAGACGAUGGUGAUGGUUGUUGCCGUCCACACUUAAAGUUUUGGGAGGAGUGGAAUAAGUGAGCAGGGAUCAAUUGCUCUGGUUGUUGUUUGUUUUUUUGUGUGGCAUUGAAGGAAUGCUUUCGAUUUAUAGCGACUGACCAGGGAGCACUUCGAUCAAGCGGAUUUUAAACAACCUAUUGGAUUUGACUUGGUUUUGUAAUUGCGCAGCACGGCUGGGAUUUUUUUUUUUUUUUUUUUUUCAAGCCUGCUCCGAGGUGUAAAACGCAGGGAAUGCAGCGAUAACCUUCCCGCAAGUUUUGGAUCUCGGGCAUUGAGAAAGUCGGGAAACAAAAGAUUUAGACUUCUGUGGUCUACCUGCAUGACUGUUACCAUGACAGCAUCUGCAGCCCAGCUCCUGCUGUUGGCCUUAUGUGUUUACAGAGGUUUGGGCCUUCAGCAGUCUGCUCCACGGGUUCGCCUCUCCUUCAAAGAACUGAUGGACACGCGGGCGGCAAGGCCAUUCAGUUUCUCCUUCAACACAAGUGACUACCGCAUCCUACUGAUGGAUCAGGAUCAAGGCCGUCUCUACCUGGGCAGUCGGGAGUACCUGGUGGCCCUGGACAUGCACAAUGUCAACAAGGAGCCGCUCAUAAUCCACUGGCCAGCAUCUGCAAAGAGAAAAGGAGAAUGUCAGAUGACAGGAAAGGGAAGACAGGGCGAGUGUGCCAACUUUGUGCGGUUGAUAGAGCCAUGGAACCGCACCCACCUCUACACCUGUGGUACGGGAGCGUACCAACCCAUCUGCACCUUCAUUAACAGAGGCUGGAGGGCAGAGGACUACCUGUUUAGGCUGGUCCCUGGGUAUGUGGAUUCAGGAAAGGGGAAAUGUUCCUACGAUCCCAACCAGGAGAACAUUGCUGUUCUGAUCAAUGGGAACCUCUAUGCAGGCGUCCAUAUCGACUUCAUGAGUACAGAUGCUGCCCUGUUUAGGACCAUGGGAGGAAGAACGGCAAUCAGGACGGAGCAAUAUGACUCAAGGUGGCUCAAUGAGCCUGUGUUUAUUCAGAUCCAGCAGAUCCCUGACAGUGCUGAAAAGAAUGAUGACAAGCUCUACUUCUUUUUCCGAGAGAAAAGUCUGGACUCCAGCGGUGGGGCAAGCCCUAGUGUUCUGGCCCGGGUGGGAAGAGUGUGUUUGAAUGACGAGGGUGGACAGAAGUCCUUGGUGAACCGCUGGACGACGUUCCUCAAGGCUCGCCUCAUCUGCUCUGUGAUAGCAGAAGAUGGAGUGGAGACGCCAUUUGAUGAACUGAGGGAUGUCUUCAUUCAGCCCACACAAGAUGAACGAAACCCUGUGGUGUACGCUCUCUUCACUACAGCUGGCUCUGUGUUCAAGGGCUCAGCAGUGUGUGUGUACUCAAUGGCUGACAUCCGCAACGUCUUCAAUGGACCCUUUGCCCACAAGCAUGGUCAUAAUUACCAGUGGACGGAGUACACAGGCAAGAUCCCCUACCCACGGCCUGGAACAUGUCCAGGAGGAACCUUUACCCCUGGCAUCCGCUCCUCCAAGGACUUCUCAGAUGAGGCUGUGAACUUUAUCAGGGCACAUCCCCUCAUGCACCAUCCUGUUUAUCCAAUCCACCGCCGCCCCCUGGUGGUGCGAACUGGUGUCGACUACCGUUACACUGCCCUGGUGGUGGAUCAGGUGGAUGCUGUGGAUGGACGCUAUGAGGUGCUCUUCCUAGGGACAGAUCGUGGCACUGUCCAAAAAGUCAUUGUUUUACCCAAGGACCCAACAAGCAUGGAGGAGCUCACUCUAGAGGAAGUGGAGGUGUUCAGGACCAGAGCGCCUGUCAAAACAAUGAAGAUAUCCUCUAAAAGACAACAGCUGUAUGUGUCAUCAAAUGCAGGGCUUACCCAGGUGUCCCUGCACCGCUGUGGUGUGUAUGGCAGGGCCUGCUCUGACUGCUGUCUGGCCCGGGAUCCCUACUGUGCCUGGGAUGGAGAGAGCUGUUCUGCCUUUACCCCCUCCACCAAGAGGAGGAGCAGACGUCAGGAUGUGAAACAUGGUGAUCCACUGAGGCAGUGUAGAGGCUUCAAUGCUAAAGUAGAGAAACGUCUGAGAGAAACAGUUCAGUUUGGGGUGGAGGGCAGCAGCACGUUUUUGGAGUGUCAGCCCCGCUCUCCCCAGGCUACAGUCAAGUGGCUCUUCCAGAGAGAAGGAAAGAGGAAAGUGCUCAACCGGGCGGGUGCAGUCCUGAAGACCAACCACGGCAUCCUUCUGAAAUCUCUCAACCAAUCAGAUGCUGGGCUCUACCACUGCCUCGCCACCGAAAACAACUUCAAACACACAGUGGCCCGUGUGGCUCUGCGCAUCCUGGAUCGAGACAUUGUUUUAGCCCUCACGUCUCAGGAUGAGGAUGAAGAAUCCAAAACUCCACCAGGGGGACAAACCCAACACAACUCCCAUGAGCCCUACCAACAAUCCCCCUCUGCCCCCACACCAUUCCCACCUGAGAUUAGACUGAUCAACCAGUACUGCCAGUCCUACUGGGAGCAGCUCCAUCCCAAACAGCAGCAGCAGCGCAAACGCACCAGCCGCAGACACACAGAGAGCCAGGAUCAGGGCCUCGGCUAGAGAGAACGGGACUGACGCAGUCCAGCACUGGCCUGUCUGGACCCAAGGGUGGACUUCCAUGUUUGACAUGCAUGUUUGUGCAUCACCUCCACUCACACAAAGGGAGGUGGUGCUCUCAUGCCGUCGUUAAGUAUCUUAAAAACAAAAGAAAUGUAAUAUAUUGAUUGUGAAUAUAAUAUAUAUGGUCAUGGUAUGGUCAAUCCAUCGGAUUACUCUUGUAUGUUAAUAAUAUAAGGGUAUUAAUGCAUAUGUUGCAUGCUUAUUUGUUUGCAAAUUGUACAUGUUACUGUUGUUUUGUUUUCAACCUCAGUGGGUAAUGCUGUGUGUAAGGUGUAGUGUAUUCUUGUCAAACAAAUUCCAUUUGAUGUUGUCAUGUAAUGACUCCCUUACUGUCCUGUGAUCUAGUGAUGUGUGUGGGUGUUGAAGACAUGUAUAGCAAACAGUAUUCUUCCAGUUAUGCACUUUGUUGGUGGUGGUUUUAGAGGGAAUUAGGGCUCUUUGCACAAAUAUGUACAUGUUAUAAAAAUGGGAAUGAAACUGGCUCAGAUUUAGCAUUAAUUGUUGUUAGUUGUUCUGCCACAUACUGUAUUUGCAAAGGUUAGGAAGGCUCUUUUCAAUGGAAGGGCAAGAAACCAGAGUCAAAUGGACAUAUCCUACCGGUCAGAGCCACCAUUCACCUUCAUUGUGAGUAACACAGUGAUAUGUGCUGUCAUGCUGAUGAAUCAUACACUGGAAAUGUUCGAACAAAUAUAUAAAGAUUUAUGAAUUCUCAAA